AUGAAUGUGAUGAAGGAAGGUUUGGAAGAAAUUGAAUAUAUGGAAAUAUUAAAGUUGGAAAAUAAAAUCAUCGAAUUGGUUAAAUUAUGGGAAAGUGAUGCGAAAUCAAGGAAAAUUUCGGCAGCUAAAAAUGAAAUGAAUAUUUCCACUUCUUCCAUCAUUAACAAUAAUCCAUUGUAUUUAGUGCAAAUACAAGAAUUGUUGAAAGAAAUUCGACGAAUUGAUAAAAGAAAUAAAUUCAGUGGAAGAAAACAAAGACCUAAUACUUUUUUAUCUGAUUCAAAUAUCAUUCAUAAAACAUCAUAUUGUAAAAUAUGUCAAUGUCACACACGACGUAAACAUUUCCAUCCAAAACGGACUCCAGAAGUUAAACGAGCAAUAAGCAGACAAUUAUCACAUUAA
Loa loa (African eye worm) is the source of this 402-nucleotide messenger RNA. RefSeq lists its product as hypothetical. The record is from RefSeq and is a predicted model, not a curated record. Lineage: Eukaryota; Metazoa; Nematoda; Chromadorea; Rhabditida; Onchocercidae. The coding region runs from base 1 to 402 and encodes 133 amino acids. The transcript is spliced from 3 exons.